AUGAGUGGUGCCUUGGAUCUUGUUUAUACCCGACGCAUGGUAGAACAGCGAGCAAUGAAUGGCUAUUGGUAUGGUCGUUCGAUAACGAGGCCAACCAUUGUGCCUGUUGGAUUGGUUACAAAUGCCCAAUCCUUCGACUGUGUGGGAAGUGUUGACGUAGCCGCCUGGAUUCCUCAUCUUUAUAAUGAACGGACAUUCGUGGACGCCUCCAGCACUCAAUAUCACGUCAAUCAUCCAAAGCAGGCAGGAUGGACCUUCAUCUUUUGUUAUGAACCUCAAGACCAAGCAGAUCAUCACCGAGUCAAUAUGCCUUUACGGCGAAUUCUUAUCAAGAAGAACUUGGAGUGGUAUGGCAAUGUCUUGGUUUUAAAAUCAGAUCGAGAUGGAGGCAUCACUAAUGUGGCCCCCGCUGAUGUACGACUCAUCAACGCUGCUGUUCUCAAGUACGAUUCUCCUUUUUUUUUCUUAAGCCAGGCGUGA
Messenger RNA from Laccaria bicolor S238N-H82, 480 nucleotides. RefSeq lists its product as uncharacterized. The record is from RefSeq and is a predicted model, not a curated record. NCBI's taxonomy places the organism in Eukaryota, Fungi, Basidiomycota, Agaricomycetes, Agaricales, Hydnangiaceae. The transcript is spliced from 2 exons. The coding region runs from base 1 to 480 and encodes 159 amino acids.